AUGAGUAGUAUCUUCGCUCCCGCGCCCGAGCCGCCCACCGAGCUGGGUCGGUAUCGGAUCCUCUCCAGCACCGCUGGCGUCAGAGUGUCGCCAUUGUGCCUAGGCGCCAUGUCUAUCGGCGAUGCUUGGUCCGACUUCAUGGGAAGCAUGAACAAGGAGCAAUCGUUCAAACUGUUGGACGCCUUCUACGACGCUGGUGGCAACUUUAUCGAUACCGCGAACAACUACCAAAACGAACAGUCCGAGAAGUGGAUCGGCGAAUGGAUCAAGGAACGAAAGAACCGAGACCUGGUUGUCAUUGCCACGAAGUUCACCACGGGCUACCGCAGCUGGGAGCUCGGCAAAGGAAAGUCUGUGAAUUACUCCGGGAAUCACAAGAAGAGCUUGCACCUCUCGGUCAGGGACUCCCUGCAGAAGCUCCAGACCGACUACAUCGAUCUCUUGUACGUGCACUGGUGGGACUGGACGACGUCGAUCGAAGAGGUCAUGGACAGCCUGCACAUGCUGGUCGAGCAAGGCAAGGUCCUGUACCUGGGCAUCUCGGACACACCGGCUUGGAUCGUGUCGGCGGCCAACACGUACGCCCGGUCUCACGGCAAGACGCCCUUCAGCGUGUACCAGGGCCGUUGGAAUGUCAUGACCAGGGACUUUGAACGGGACAUCAUCCCCAUGGCGCGACACUUUGGCAUGGCGCUCGCGCCGUGGGACGUCAUCGGCGGCGGCAAAUUCCAGAGCAAGAAGCAGAUCGAGGAGCGCAAGAGGGCCGGCGAGGGUCUGCGCCGUAUGAUGGGCGACCCCGACCAGACGCCGCAACAGGAGAAAGUCUCGGCCGCGCUGGAAAAGGUGGCCGGCGAGCACGGCAUCGAGUCGCUCUCGACCAUCGCCCUGGCGUACGUGCUCCAGAAGACGCCGCGCGUGUUCCCCAUCAUCGGCGGGCGCAAGGUCGAGCACCUCCACGACAACAUCAAGGCCCUGUCGAUCAAGUUGACCGACGAGCAGAUCCAGUACCUGGAGAGCCAGACCGAGUUCGACGUCGGCUUCCCCUCAAACUUUGUCGGCGAGUCGCCCGAGGCCACGGGCAAGAGUUCGUGGAUCGUGGCUGGCACCGCCCAGAUUACCUAUCCCACGCCGGUAAAGGCCGUGGGACACUGA
Messenger RNA from Cladophialophora carrionii CBS 160.54, 1152 nucleotides. RefSeq lists its product as uncharacterized. The coding region runs from base 1 to 1152 and encodes 383 amino acids. The record is from RefSeq and is a predicted model, not a curated record. Lineage: Eukaryota; Fungi; Ascomycota; Eurotiomycetes; Chaetothyriales; Herpotrichiellaceae. The transcript has 5 exons.